Messenger RNA from Engraulis encrasicolus (European anchovy), 1995 nucleotides. RefSeq lists its product as uncharacterized. Bases 1 to 1995 code for a protein of 664 amino acids. The record is from RefSeq and is a predicted model, not a curated record. The transcript has 8 exons. Lineage: Eukaryota; Metazoa; Chordata; Actinopteri; Clupeiformes; Engraulidae. Gene Ontology annotation, molecular function: protein binding.
AUGGAGGUGGUGUCCGCCUGCCUGUGUCGCGUGCCCCAUCUGCUGCUGCUGCUGCUGGCCUCCCUGUGCGUGUGCACCCCUCCUCCCCCGGCCUCCGCCAUGCUGUGCCCCAAGCGCUGCACCUGCCAGAACCUGAUGCCCUCCUACACGGUGCUGUGCGCCAAGACGGGCCUGCUCUUUGUGCCGCCCAACGUGGACCGGCGCACGGCCGAGCUGCGGCUCAUGGACAACUUCAUCACGACGCUGCGGCACCGCGACUUUGCCAACAUGACCAGCCUCAUCCACCUGACGCUGUCGCGCAACACCAUCAGCCAGAUACGGCCGUACACCUUCGCCGACCUGCAGGAGCUCCACGCGCUGCACCUGGACGCCAACCGGUUGACGGUGCUGGACGACACGCACCUCCAGGGCCUCAUCAACCUCCGCCACCUGAUCCUGGCCAACAACCAGCUGCACAGCAUCUCCGAGGGGGCCUUCCAGGACUUCCUGGAGACCCUGGAGGACCUGGACCUAUCCUAUAAUAACCUGGUGGACGUUCCCUGGGAAACCAUCGGCAUGCUGGUGAGUGUCAACACGCUGAGUCUGGACCACAACCUGAUCGAGCAUGUGCCAGAAGGCAUCUUCUCCAACAUGCACAAGCUGGCUCGCCUGGACAUGACGUCGAACAAGCUGAAGAAGAUCCCCCCAGACCCACUGUACAUGCGCAGCCCCGUGUACGCGCAGGCCAAAGGCACGCCGCUCACUGCGUUGGUGCUGAGUUUUGGCGGGAACCCGCUGCAUUGUAACUGCGAGCUGAUGUGGCUGAGGAGGCUAACGCGUGAGGACGAUCUGGAGACGUGCGCGUCGCCACGCGACCUGGCAGGGAAGUACUUCUGGACCAUACGGGAGGACGAGUUCACCUGUGACCCACCCAUGAUCACGAGGCACAGCCCCAAGACCUUCGUGAUGGAGGGCCAGCGGGUGAGCCUGCGCUGCAAGCCCAUUGGCGACCCGGAGCCGUCCACCCACUGGGUGAGCCCGGACGGGAAGGUGAUCGGCAACACCACCCGCACUACCUGCUACGAGAACGGCACCCUGGACAUUCACACCACCACCGUCAAGGACUCAGGCCUCUUCACCUGCAUCGCCUCCAACGCCGCCGGAGAAGCCACCGAGAAGGUGGAGUUGGUGGUGAACCCUUCGCCGCACUUCGACCCCAAGCUGGAGCCCGAGCCGGGCCCCUCGGACAUGCCCACGUCCAUCAAGUCCAACGCCAGCGGCGGGCACCCCCGGAUGGGCGACCACCAGCGGGUCAGCGUGUCCGACGUGACCUCCACGUCCGUGGUGGUCCACUGGCCACCGCAGCACCACAUCCCCGGGGUGCGCAUGUACCAGAUCCAGUACAACAGCUCCACCGACGACAUCCUCAUCUACAGGAUGAUUCCAUCGAAUCACAAGCUCUUCCAGCUGAGUGACCUGGCGUCUGCGCGUGACUACGACCUGUGCGUCCUGGCGGUGUACGACGACGCCCACGGGCUCACCACGCUGACCGCCACACGAUUGGUCGGCUGCGUCGCGUUCUCCACCGAGCGCGACUACCACCAGUGCCGAUCCCUACAUGACCAGUUCCUGGGCGGCACCAUGAUCAUCAUCAUCGGCGGCAUCAUCGUGGCCUCCGUGCUCGUCUUCAUCUUCAUCCUGCUGAUGAAGUACAAGCUCCACAGCAACCACUACAAGCAGAAGGCGGCGCGCGUCAGCAACGUCUGCUCCCAGACCAACGGAGGCCAAGCCGCCGGGAACCUCGGCGCUGGAGGAGGAGGUGGGGUGCCCCAUCAUCAACAUCAUCAUGGGGCCAGUGUGGUGGCCAAGCUCCAGGGAUCGGUGCUGGUGGGGGGGGACAGGCACGCGGAGGCCUCGGAGGGGGGAUGCUACGGGGCGCUGAAGGGCACGACGGUGGUGGACUUAAACCCGGAGUACCGCAAGACGGUGAAGGACGACGACGCCAUUUCGCAAUAA